Messenger RNA from Ilyonectria robusta, 498 nucleotides. RefSeq lists its product as uncharacterized. The record is from RefSeq and is a predicted model, not a curated record. Bases 1 to 498 code for a protein of 165 amino acids. NCBI's taxonomy places the organism in Eukaryota, Fungi, Ascomycota, Sordariomycetes, Hypocreales, Nectriaceae. The transcript has a single exon.
AUGCGCCGAAACGCCGAAGCGUUCGUCGAAGCGCCGGCCAAGAGCUACAGCCCAUCCAGAGACUCUCAAAGAGGCCGUUCAGUUAAUCAACGGUGCGGUAACACGCACACUACCUCUAUGUGUAUCUUGAGCACGCAGCAUCGGUUCCGUAGUCCUGUUCCUCGGGUCCGGGCGACUAAACUCAACGACACAAUUGAGAGUGACUUCGGCCAGGGGCAUGAACAAGACGGCCUCCCGCCCGUCACGUACGAGCCCAGCCACUCGGCGGGUUGCCCAAAGGUCCACGAGAAUAAGCCCAUCCCGUCCCACAAGGCAACAAGGGAACAAGGCAUGCUGAGUGCUACAGGAUCAGACACGAGAGCGACGUCGUCUUCUCAACAUAGCUCGCACCUGCACAACACGCCAGGGGCCGACGGGUUUAAGGGCGCACAAGGUUCUUUAGAGACGGCCCCAGUGGUCAAUUGCCGACAAACGGCCGGUAGUCAGGUACUAAGCUGA